Molecule: messenger RNA, 9810 nt
Organism: Actinia tenebrosa (Australian red waratah sea anemone)
Lineage: Eukaryota; Metazoa; Cnidaria; Anthozoa; Actiniaria; Actiniidae
Molecular function (GO): calcium ion binding
Source: RefSeq, a predicted model, not a curated record
ACACGUACCGUCGAACUUCCAAGGCACUUGUGGAGCUUCGACUGAUGCUCUUUUGUCCAACAUCAGGAGUUUUCAGCCAGUCAUUUCUAUUCAGCCAUGAUUCGAGCAACUUUACUUUUUCUUGUCUUGUUCUUGCUUGUCGCUCUUGGGGAUUCUUGCUGUCGAAGGCGUAGAGCACCACCUCCGAAAAGGCAUGGGGGAUGGGGUGGUUGGCAUCCAUCGAAACCUUCGUGUUGUAAGGGGCUUCACAGACAGGAAAGACACUGCAACAACCCUACACCAGCUUUUGGUGGAAGUCAAUGCCCAGGAGGACUCAAACAGGUGCGAUACCUGGAUUGUAACGAGUGUUCGUGUGGGAAUGGUGGCUGUCAACACAAAUGCUCCAACUACCGAGGUGGACACACUUGUAGCUGCUAUGGUGGAUACAGAAGAAAAGGCAGUCAAUGCAUUAGAAUUACAUGCUCCACAUCACACUGGGCAACACCGCAAAACGGCAGAAAGAUCGGUUGUGGCGAUGGGAGGAGGGUCAAUAUGGGUACGAGGUGUCGUGUGACGUGUAAUAAAGGCUAUAAGCUGAUUGGACACAGUUCUGCUACUUGUGGGUCCACUAGUAACUGGAUACCAAGUGCGUCUCCACAGUGUAAAGUCAUAACUUGUAGAAGUAUGAACCCCCCGGAACACGGUAGAGUCAGCCCUGCAGAAUGUACCGCCAAUCCGAGAAUAGGUACCACAUGCACCGUGACGUGUAACGAGGGAUACGCCCCAUAUGAUAUGUAUGGACUGUCUAACGACAAAACAAAGUGCAAUGGAUACUGGACCAAUGGAAACAAGAUAGUUUGUAAAGAUAUUCAAAAACCUGUUUUCACGAGCUGCCCUACCAAGCAAACCGUUGUUUAUGCUGACAAGAUGAAGAGUACUGCAACAGUAUCUUGGAAACCAAUUGAAGCUAAAGAUAACGAUGGCAAAGUCCCAGAAAUGACUGUCACCCCACAAAUCAUCCCAUCCAGUUCCACUGAUUACAAUUUCAAAGAAGGACACCAUUUCAUAACGUACRUCGCGAGAGAUAGAGCUGGAAAUACUGCAAAAUGUAGCUUUACCGUCAUCGUCAAAGUCAGACGAUGUCCUACCAUAAGAAGCCCACUGCAUGGUAAAACAUUAGGCGAAGGAUGCUCAAAUCUGGUGGGUUCCAAGUGCAUUUUUGAAUGCGAUGAAGGCUACAAUAUGACAGGAUCUGCAGAAAGAGAAUGUAUAAUAGAAGGGCAGUUCGAUACGAUAAGAUGGACAGAUGACACGACUAAAGAAAUAGAGAUCAACACAACAUUAGAGGCUGGCAGCAACACUACUCUGCUCAACUCAACGACAUCCUCGGCAGUCGGUGUGUCAAUAUCUACAGAAGCUCAAGGAAAUACAUCUAAAACAAAGUCGGUAGAACCAAAUUCUACAAGACCAGUAAGAGUCAACGCGUCAUCAGAAGUUGAUGCGUCGAGACCAAAAAGAAUCGUUGGAAGAAAACAGACCGGUGCCAUCACCACUAGAUGGACGGGAGUAGAAACGAAAUGUCGCCAGAUCACGUGUAAUGCACCUCCUGUUCCGGAGCACGUGGAAAAGGAAGUAAUACCCGGAUGUUUUGACGACAAUCCUCCUUACAAAACCAUUUGCAAGUUUGAAUGCGGGCCUGGAUAUGUAGCUAUCUCUGGCUCCAAGACUAGAAUGUGCAAAAAAGAUGGUUUGUGGAGUGGUGAAGAUUUGAAGUGUGAAAUUGUGAGAUGUCACACUCUGCCUKAGCCAUCUGAGGGACUUUAUGUGUCAAACAAGACCUUCGUUACCAAUGAAUCAGUGUAUCAAGACGAGUGUCAAUACGAAUGUAAGCACGGUUACUUACUGGCAGGCCCCGAUGCAAAGAAGUGUUCUGGGAAUGGAGAAUGGUCACCGAAUGCAAAUCCAUUUUGUAGAGAUAUUUCAAUGCCAUCUUUUGGUGCCACUUGUCCUUCUGAUAUCGAAAAAGUUGCUAAACGAGCUAAGAGAUCAACUAAAGUGAUGUGGGACUGCCCGUUAGCAAAAGACAACUCUGAUGAGGAACCAGUGGUCACACACAUUGGAAAGAAUCCAGGAGAUGAGUUCAACGAAGGAUACCACACCGUUCGGUACGAAGCAAGAGAUAAGGCUGGUAAUUCUGCCAGAUGUAUGUUCCAAGUUAACGUUAAAUUGAUCACGUGUGCGCAGCUCCUUGCACCACUCCGAGGCUCAAUGGAAUGCUCUAAUGAGAACAUCUAUGGGUCAGAAUGUAUUUUCCGUUGUAACAAGGGAUAUACCCUGAGUGGAUCCUCAAGAAGAACGUGCGAAAAGAAGGAAGAUGGAACAUCAGGGUACUGGAGCGGCAACCAUACAUACUGUGAAGUGAUCACGUGUCCCAUUUUGGACUACCCCGAGAAUGGUUUCAAGACAGGUUGUUUACAGCACACGUUUGGAGAAAAGUGUCUUUUCUAUUGCAACAUGGGAUUCGAAGCCGUGAGUGGAUCCAGCAGUCGAACUUGCAUGGAAAAUGGCAAAUGGACUGGAACACCUCUAGGUUGCAAAGCUAUAACUUGCCCAAGCCUUAAAUCCCCACCUCAUGGCAAAGUUGUCCCAGAUGAUCAAUGUGAAAACGACCCAGGAUUUAGAGUCACGUGUCAAUUCCUUUGUGACGAUGGCUAUCGACUAUCAGGAUCAAAUAUCAGGACUUGCCUCGCAAAGGGUGAAUGGAAUGACAACAGCAAUGUCUCCUGCCAAGACGUGGAGCGACCAAGGUUCACAAAGCGGUGUCCUUACAACAUUGAUGUAUUUGCGGAGAAGAACCAGAACUCAGCUCGCGUAUCCUUGCCAACGAUGGAAGCUACAGACAAUUCAGGCGAGGUGCCGACCAUUAAAGUAGAUGGCGCGAAAAUGGUAUACACCGCUGGACGGCAUCAAAUUAUAAUCACAGCUGCAGACUCAUCUGGAAACUUCGCGGUUUGUCGAUUCUUCGUUUAUGUGAAAAUUCUACGUUGCUAUYCACAUCCAUCCAGUAUAAUCAACGGUCAAGCCGUGGGUCCAUGUAACCAUACGUAUGGCUCAAUCUGUCGUUUCAAAUGCGAUGAUGGGUAUAACAUGACGGGCUCAAACGAGCGAACCUGCCAAGUGAAACCAGGACAAAUACAAGGAUACUGGAGUGGAACCAUGCCCUUCUGUAAAAUCAAAAGAUGCAAUCCUCUAAAGAUGCCCGCCAAAGGCUACGUAUAUCCUCCAGUGUGCUCGGCUAGUAAUGGACCUGUUGUGCAGACGACAUGCAAGUUUGGUUGCUACAAUGGAUUUGCACGCAGCUCUGGUAUAACCUCCAUUACCUGUGGUAAUAAUGGACGAUGGGAUCAGGAUGUAUCUACAAUCAUAACCUGUGAAGACAAAACACCACCGAUGUUUACAAAGUCUUGUCCUGCAAACAUCCGAGUCGUUCUGGCAAAAGAUGGUACCGCAACAGCCAAUUGGACGAUCCCUGUGGCCGAGGACAACACGCUUGUGCCCCCGAAGAUGACAGUAGAUCCAUCCAAUGCUAUUCCACCAUUCAAGGUAAAAAAGCCGACUGUUGUGACGUAUAGUGCUACAGAUGACGCUGGCAAUGUUGGAAAGUGCUCCUUUAAGAUAAUUGUCGAAGACAACAAAGGACCAGAGGUAGUGUACUGUCCAGAUGACUUUCAAGUGCUUGCCACGAAGAUGAGAGAACAGGUCAAAUGGAAAGAACCUGAAUUCAAAGACAACAGUAACGAUGAGAUAACAGUCAACUGUAACAGACAAAGCGGCGCAUCUUUUUACUGGGGAGUAUGGAAUAUACUGUGCAGGGCUUAUGAUAAGAAUCCUAAUAACAAACCUGGUAUCUGUAGCUUCAAGAUUACUGUCAAACCAAAGCCAUGUCCAGAACUUAAGCCUCCAGACAACGGAGCAAAAGCGUGUGAUUUAUGGAUGUUUGGUAGCUUCUGUACUCCCAUGUGCAACAGCAACUAUGACUUUGCUAGUAGGAUUAUUCAAACCAUGUGGGUUUGUGGAGCUAAGGGAAGCUGGUUUCCAAGCAACAAACUACCAGACUGUUCUAAGGUUUAUGUUCCCAAGAGUGCUAGGAAAGCCGGAAGUAUGCUGUUCUAUUUCGAUGGUGACUGUAACGAUCCAGCAGUACAGACACAAAUAAAGAAGCAGUUUAUAGAAAUUUUGAAGACCUCAGUAUUCAAAGAUGUUUGCAUUGACGAAGCGUUGAAGGAAAAGUGCAAUGCUACCAAUGUAGCCGUGGAAUGCGGAAAAAAGACACUGAGAAGAAAGAGAACAAUUGACGACUUCCUAAGCUUGGCAUUCAAAAGAACGCCUCGCGCUGCCUUGGAUUUGAAUGAAUUGAAAAUCACUUUUGAACUUUCUGUUACACUUCCCAGUGAGGCGAGUGUAGUGAACAAGACGAAGGAAGUGGUGAUAGAGGAAACUCAGAAUGCGACACACACAGUGGAUGAGAUGGUAGAUAAGGUGGGAAAGACAUUGGAUGACAUGGUAAUCAAGAUCAAUGAUCAAGUAAUCAAGCCAUUGAAUGAUUCUGUGGUCUUUGACGAAAGUAUGAAAUUUGAAUGUAGUUACGGCCAAACUUUUGUUGAUGACAAAUGUGUGGCUUGCACCUUGGGUACGUACCUUAACAAGACAACAGAAACAUGCGAGGAGUGUCGUAAAGGAUGGUACCAAGAACAAAAUGCACAGGAAUAUUGUAUCCGCUGUCCUGAUGGAAUGUCUACCGUUGAUACAAGGUCCAAGUACAAAACAGACUGUAUAGAAUAUUGUAAGCCAGGCUCGUACUCACCCACUGGUCUGGAGAAAUGCUCUCCUUGUGACAAGGGCUCUUAUCAAAGCAAGUCUGGUCAAGUCAAAUGUAUUCCUUGCACCGCUGGCAAAACGACGCAAUUCUCAGGAGCAGUACAUGCAAGUAGUUGUACAAGUCCUUGCAGUCCUGGAACAUACUCAACAACAGGCCUUGUGCCAUGCAUCAAAUGUGAUACACGAUCGUACCAGCCAAACAAGGAGGCAAAAUCCUGCAUUCCUUGUGAUGGAACAAAGAUAACGCUGAGCGAAGGAAGUGAUAGUUAUUCAGACUGCGUAGAAAUCAACGAGUGUGAUUCUGGCCCAUGUCAACAAGGCUCCACUUGUGUAGACCUGAUAGCCGACUACAGCUGUGUCUGCAAGCCAGGAUACACUGGAAAACAAUGCCAGAUAGAUAUCGACGAUUGUGAGUGUUCUCCCUGCCUGAACAAUGGUACUUGCCACGAUCUUGUGAACAGCUUCACUUGUAGUUGUACAACAGAUUUCAAAGGCGAUAUUUGCCAGACGGAGAUAGAGAGGUGUGAUGCCAAACCUUGUAAGAAUGGCGCAACAUGUCAGGAUUUGAUUGGUGGAUUUAAAUGUUACUGUCAGCCUGGUUACUAUGGAGAUACGUGUGACAAAGAGGUCGAUGAAUGUGAUUCAAACCCAUGUGCAAAUGGUGGGACGUGUUUUGAUAAGGUAAACGCUUUUAAAUGUGGGUGUAAGAAAGGUUAUACUGGAUCGACUUGUGAAGAAAAUAUCGAUGAGUGUGCUUCUAACCCAUGCCUUCAUGGCGCCGAAUGUAAAGACCUCGUGAAUGACUACAGCUGUUCCUGUUUGCCUGGGUUCACAGGAACUAACUGUGAACAGGAAAUCGACGAAUGUCAAUCAAAUCCUUGUUUGAACAAUGGAGCUUGCUUCAACACUCUUGGAAGCUUUUCUUGUGCCUGUGUGCCUGGAUAUAAUGGCAGUCUGUGUGAGCUCGAGGUUGAUGAAUGUCUCUAUCAGCCUUGUCUUAACGGCGCAACCUGCACGAAUUCUCCAGGAUCAUACUCAUGCGCAUGCCCAUCAGGCUUCCAUGGAGACAACUGUGAAAGUACUGUUGAUCAUUGCGCGUCACAGCCAUGUGCAAAUAAUGCAGACUGCAAAAACAGAAAUGGUACCUUUGAAUGUUUGUGUGCUCCUGGUUUUACUGGUGAAACAUGUGGCACAGAUAUCGAUGAAUGCUCGUCAAACCCUUGCACAAAUGGUGGCAUCUGCUACAAUGGAGUGAAUAGUUUCACUUGYAGCUGUCCAGAUGGGUACAACGGCAGCCGGUGUGAGGUUGAUAUCGAUGAAUGCGCUGGAAAUCCUUGUAAAAACCACGGUACUUGCCAGGAUGGAAAGAACAGAUAUACUUGUAACUGUGUUGCAGGCUACACAGGAGAAAACUGCGAGACAGACAUUGAUGACUGUUCUGUCAAUCCAUGCGAGAAUAACGGUAAAUGUAGAGACCUAGUUAAUGACUACGCGUGCGACUGCAUAGCGGGUUAUUCUGGUAAGAACUGCAGUGUCAAUAUCGAUGAUUGUGACAGUUAUCCAUGUUUGAAUAACGCGACUUGCGAGGAUUUGAUCAACGGCUAUCGCUGCUCCUGUGUUCCUGGAUUUACUGGGAAACAUUGUGAGAAGGAUAUUGACGAUUGCGAGGAACAUGGGUGUUUGAAUAACGCGACAUGCGUGGAUGCAGUCAACUCGUACCGCUGCAUCUGCCCACAAGAAUUCAAAGGAGAGUUUUGCGGGGUUCAAGUUGGUCCAUGCGAUUCUUUUCCCUGUCAUAAUGGCGGCGUAUGCACUUCUAAGAAUGAGGAUUACAACUGCAGCUGUUCUGCUGGGUUCACUGGUCGUUACUGUGAAACUAACAUUGAUGACUGUAAGCCCGUCAACCCGUGUAAGAACAAUGGUACCUGCACAGAUCUUGUUUCAAAUUACACCUGCAGCUGUCCCGAAGGCUUCUAUGGACGCCACUGUGAAAAUCUCAUUGAUCAUUGUUUGGACUCAAAUUGUACAAGUCAUGGAAAGUGCGUCAAUUCGCCUCUUGGAUUCAAGUGCAAGUGCAGUAAAGGGUACUAUGGAGAAUACUGUGAAUAUAAGAUCAAACCUUGUGAGUCAAAUCCUUGUCAGAAUGGUGGAAAAUGUACAGACAUCGAGGUCGAAUUCCACUGUACCUGUAAAGCAGGUUUUACGGGGAAAACCUGCAAGAUUGACAUUGACGAGUGUAAGGAAAACAAGUGCUUGAACAAGGGCACGUGUGUUGAUCAGGUUAAUGGUUAUUACUGUGUUUGUUGGGAUGGUUAUAAUGGGACAAACUGCGAACACAAGCUGUAUUCAUGUGCUGAUGAACCAUGUUUGAACAAUGGCACUUGUACAGAUGUUUUUGGUGGAUAUAAAUGUAACUGUAGUGAAAGGUUCGAUGGCCAACGCUGCCAGAAUGACAAAAGCCCUUGUAAAAUAAAGCCAUGCCGGAAUGGAGGAAAGUGCAUCGAACUUAACAUCACAUCAUUUAACUGUUCCUGCAGUGGUGGCUACAAGGGUCCCUUGUGUGACGUUGACAUCGAUGAGUGUGCUUCAGCCCCCUGUCCAUUACACUCCAACUGUGUAAACAAAGUGAAUAAUUACAGUUGUAUUUGCCACAAGUCCCACACGGGGAAAAACUGCGAAAUAGAAAUUAGCGACGACUUUGACGUCGAAUUCAAAGAAAAAUCCCAGUCAGACUUUGUUGAAUUUAGAGAAAACCAAUUCAAGGGUGCUCCAACACUUGAGGGCCUGACCAUAGCCCUCUGGGCCAAACCAAACUACYGCUUUCAGACAGGCACCAUCAUGACAUACCUGGUGCCAAAUAACAUCACUGAAAACAUCGAGGUAUCUUUUGCUGCGACUCUGAUCCGUGCUGUAGUGCGCGGUGACGUCAUCGAAGGAUCAGCCAAUAUUAUUGAUGGGAAGUGGCAUUUCAUUGGUAUUACUUGGAGUAAUCAACAAGGAUUACUUAAGAUGUAUGUUGAUGGGAUGCCUGUGUCUUUGCUUCAACGAACUACUCCUGGUCGACCACUAAAUGGCAGUGGAAGGUUCAUACUUGGUCAAAAGUUUUCCUGGGAGAGGAAUAGUUUUGUUAAGCCUGACUCGUUUGUUGGUGCUUUACAUCAAGUGAACGUGUGGAAAGAGCCAGCUGAUGCAGAGUAUAUGUGGAAUGCUGCUCACAAAUGCCACUGGCCUGUGGGAGGAAACGUUAAUUCGUGGGUUGGAUUCUUGCCUGGUGUUAGAGGAAAUACGAAGAAGAGGUUCCCGACCUCGUGUAAAGUUACUGAAGAAUGCACAACCAAUUGUACGCAUUACCAGUAUUGCUACAAAGCAAAAGAUGAGAUGGUUUGCGCAUGCGACAAAGGUUACACUGGAAAAAUCUGUGACAUCAACAUCGAUGACUGCGUGUCCAAUCCCUGUGUGCAUGGUAGAUGUGUUGAUGACGUAGCGACCUAUCGGUGCGAGUGCCAAACUGGUUACUAUGGUGAUCGAUGCCAGAAUGCUAUAAAAGUCAAUAUUAAAAAAUGCCCGGCUUUUGGCAACCUGACUAACGGUGAGGUCUAUGAAGUAUCCUACUCUGGAAAGAAACUGGCCUUCUUACAAUGCAACGAAAGAUUCACCUUAAGAGCAAAAGAUGUGGCGAGAUAUGAAUGUGGGCCCGAGACUGGCUGGAAGUGGAAUGGGUUUGAUAACAUCAAGCUUCCGCGCUGUCUCAGUAUCACGGAGCCCACAAAAGUCCGUCAUGUUUACAGAGUCGUAGUUCCUCUAGAUCCUUCAACUUGCAGGUCAAGACAAGAGUACACGAGUUUGAAGUCAAGUUUCGAGCAAGCCUUGUUAGAUACCAUCAAAGGCGUCCAGCAAUACAAAUGCUUUGAAGAAGGGGUUUGUAAGAUCGAGAAAAUCAACAUGCCAAACUGCGAACCUCGACAGUGGACCACAGUAAAUACUGAGAUGACAGUAUCGUUUGUCUUGCUGUACAGCGAAUGGGGAGGCAACACGUUCGAGGAGAACGCAGGUACAGUGGCGUAUCAAAUCAGUUAUGCCGUUUCUAUGGGAAAACUCGUGAUGUUAGUUCAUGGCAAAAAGGUCAAAGCGCGCGAAGCCUCGUUUAAAGUGACGGAAAUCCAGGUUGAAUGUAAGGAUGGCUACAUCACAAAUUAUGAGAAGAAACUAUGCGUCGCCUGUCCACUAGGAACACACUUCUACCGUUACUCCAAGGAAUGCAUCCCCUGUGCCAUCGGGUCCUACCAAGAUACCGAAGGGAGUACUGAGUGUAAGAAAUGUCGCGAUGGAUACACGACUAUUGGCGAGGGAUCGCAAGACGAGAAACAGUGCAUCAGAAUGAGAUUAAGUAGACGAAGAAUCCAGCGGGAUGAUGAUUAGACCAAUAUAUGCAGAUGAUCAUCAGUAUAUAGCCUAGACUAGGGAGCUAGCAAAUUUAGGUUUUUUUUAGCCCUCUAUAAACGCAAUGGCUGUCUCACGAACUAGUUAAUGCGAUCAUAACGUCGAAAUCCUAAAUCAAAAAGAAAGAGAAAGAAAAAGCGGCUUUAGGCUUUAUAUAUAUAUAUACCAAUCAACCAAGAAGCAGAUCGGGAUAUUGAAGUGAUUUGAUUGGAUAGCAAAUAGGAGUACUUUCACGUGACUGCUACCCUCGGUACCAGAGUACCUUGGCUCCACAGCCCGAGAAGUUGGAGGCCAGUGGCGAUAACAUUACAAAAGUCUAUCCACUCACGUGUGAUUAUAGUCACGUGACUGCCUGGACUUAAGAAAUACGACACGAGAUCGAGUAGGCCCGAUCUUGCUUACUGAUAAGAUAGAUUGCGAUUUAAACAAUAUUAUAUUUUUCCUUAUAUGCUACCAUGUACUAGCUGUUGCAAAUACGGCCUUAGACUAGUAAAACUAUGAUAGAAACUUUUA